AUGGUGAAGCUGGAGGGUGUGACAGAUGAGACUGAAAAAGACUGGCUGUAUAAAAGGAAAGGAAAGCUGUCUAAGAAUCCAGAGAACAGCUGGCUGCAGGAGCUGGCCCGCCGACUUGAGACCCCCUACUACCUGGUGGGCCACAACCCUGCCACAGGGAACAGCUCAGCCCAGAAGGACAACUGCAGCAGUGUCAGCAGGGAGGCCAACAGCACGGGGCUGGAGCUCCUAGGCGGCCCCUCCCUACGGAGCGCCUACAUCACCUCGCUCUACUUCGCGUUCAGCAGCCUCACCAGUGUGGGCUUCGGCAACGUGUCUGCCAAUACGGACACCGAGAAGAUCUUCUCCAUCUGCACCAUGCUCAUUGGCGCCCUGAUGCACGCGGUGGUGUUUGGGAACGUGACGGCCAUCAUCCAGCGCAUGUACGCCCGCCGCUUUCUGUACCACAGCCGCACCCGUGACCUCCGAGACUACAUCCGCAUCCACCGCAUCCCCAAGCCCCUCAAGCAGCGCAUGCUCGAGUACUUCCAGGCAACGUGGGCUGUGAACAACGGUAUCGACACCACUGAGGUGUGCAGGCCUCCAGAGCUGGCCCUUCCAGCCUUUGCUCCUUCCAGGAGUAUGCACUUGGCCUAA
Hyaena hyaena (striped hyena) is the source of this 636-nucleotide messenger RNA. Its product is annotated as potassium voltage-gated channel subfamily H member 3-like. Gene Ontology annotation, molecular function: voltage-gated potassium channel activity. Gene Ontology annotation, biological process: regulation of membrane potential; potassium ion transmembrane transport. The record is from RefSeq and is a predicted model, not a curated record. Gene Ontology annotation, cellular component: membrane. Bases 1 to 636 code for a protein of 211 amino acids. The transcript has 2 exons. NCBI's taxonomy places the organism in Eukaryota, Metazoa, Chordata, Mammalia, Carnivora, Hyaenidae.